CCGGCUUUAUGGUCUCAUACCUUCUACUUUACAGCUUGAUACGAGUAUGUAUUGAAUUUGGUUCAUACAGCCAGAUGAUUCAUAACUGCCCCAAUAAUUAAAAGGAUUGACUUUUUUCUUAUAUAUUGCAGUUCCUGAAACGAGCAUGUCAUCAUCAGAGGCCUCAGGUUCUCUCCCUGAUGAUGUAGCAUGUUUGACAGCAGAAACAGGAAAUUCGAAGCCAGUAACCAAUAAAGAGAAAGGUAGGCAUACUAAAUGAUAGUGUUGUUUAUAGUAAAUCAGUUAAUCUGUAUACAUGAUAGUGUACUCUUGAUUUAUGUAUGUUUCAGUUAAGUGGACAAGGAAUGCUGUUCUAGCAUUAAUCACAUCUUGGAAGGCUAAUCAGCCAAACUUUCAAAGCACUAUUAUAAGGAAUGAUGUAGUAUGGGAUAUGAUCGCCCAAGACAUCAAAGAAACAGGAUUUAAAGUAACUGCCACUCAGACUGAAAACAAGUGGAAAAACAUAAGGAAAGCGUACAUGAGUGUUAAAGACCAUAACUCUAGGUCUGGAAAUGCUCCAAAGACAUGUAAAUUCUAUGAUGAGUUAGAUGAAAUAUUUUCUAAAUCACCAAGUGUCGUACCUGUUGCUCUUGCUUCUUCAAGAACAAAAAGAGCAUCUUCUACAUCUGUAGAAAAUCUUUAUAAUAGUGAUGAUGAGAUAUCUGAAGAAAUGGAGACUGAUAAAACAGAGAAGAUAAGUAAACAAGCAAAGAAGAGCAAACUGAAUAGAGAAUUAGAAGCUUGGUCUAAGACUCUUCGUGAAGAUGCGGAGAAAAGGGAAUUAGCAAGAGAAAAACGACAUGAGGCAAUGAUCGCUAUGCAGAAUAAAGGAAUUACAGCGUUUACUGAUAUCAUGAAUAAGUUACUAGAAAAGCUAUGA
Vollenhovia emeryi is the source of this 919-nucleotide messenger RNA. Its product is annotated as zinc finger and SCAN domain-containing protein 29-like. The transcript has a single exon. NCBI's taxonomy places the organism in Eukaryota, Metazoa, Arthropoda, Insecta, Hymenoptera, Formicidae. The record is from RefSeq and is a predicted model, not a curated record. The coding region runs from base 317 to 919 and encodes 200 amino acids.